Molecule: messenger RNA, 1153 nt
Organism: Helicoverpa armigera (cotton bollworm)
Lineage: Eukaryota; Metazoa; Arthropoda; Insecta; Lepidoptera; Noctuidae
Gene: Ogg1
Product: N-glycosylase/DNA lyase
Exons: 6
Coding region: 120-1118 (332 amino acids)
Biological process (GO): nucleotide-excision repair; base-excision repair; base-excision repair, AP site formation
Cellular component (GO): nucleus
Molecular function (GO): damaged DNA binding; 8-oxo-7,8-dihydroguanine DNA N-glycosylase activity
Source: RefSeq, a predicted model, not a curated record
CAAUUUUCGCGGUUUUCCUUCGACUGUCACAGCUGGUGGUGUGGUUGGUUGUUUACGAGUAUAAAUAAUGCGAUUUUUAUCGAAAAAUCAAAAUAAAAUUGUGUAAAUAAUCACAGAAGAUGACUUGGAACAAAUUAAUCUGUAACAUUCGGGAGUUACAGUUGGUGGGAACAUUAUCAGGAGGACAAAGUUUCAGAUGGACUCACAAUAAAGAAAAUGAUGAAUGGAUAGGCGUUUACUCAAAAACAGUAUGGAAACUGCGGGAAAAUGAUGAUGGUCUACAAUAUCAAGUCAUAGGCUCUUUGCUCAAUAACUCAAAAAGUCAAUCAAAGAGUAAAAAUAAAAAAGUUAAUGUGGAUUUUAAAAAGUUACUUGAAGAUUAUUUCAGGCUAGACACAAAUUUAGGGAUUUAUUAUAAGGAGUGGUCUGCAAAAGAUGAGUUGUUUGAAAAGGCUUGUCAACAGUUCUAUGGUAUUAGAAUGUUGAGGCAAGAGCCUGUGGAGAAUUUAUUCUCUUUUAUUUGUAGUCAGAAUAAUCACAUAUCCAGGAUAUCUACAAUGGUAGAAAAACUAUGCACACACUAUGGAGAGAAAAUAUGUGAAUAUGAAGGGGAGACAUACUAUGCUUUCCCAGAGGUUGAUAAACUAGCUCAUAAUGGGGUGGAAUCAGAACUCAGAAACCUAGGCUUUGGAUACCGAGCUAAGUUUAUACAUAAGUCUGCGUCUCAGAUAGUUGAGUGGGGUGGUGUGGAUUGGUUCAACAGUCUCCAAGAUAUGAAGUACAAAGACGCUAAGGUGGAGCUCAUGAAAUUAUAUGGUAUUGGACCUAAGGUUGCGGACUGCAUAUGCUUAAUGUCGCUAAACCACCUGGAAGCGUUACCAGUAGACACUCAUGUGUACCAGAUAGCCGCACAGAAUUACCUCCCACAUUUGAGAGGCAAGAAGAAUGUCACCGACAAGAUGUACACAGAGAUUGGAGACCAUUUCAGGAGUUUAUAUGGAGAUAUGGCGGGGUGGGCUCAUACUGUCCUAUUUUGUGCAGACCUUAAGAAAUUCCAACAGAGUGAUACAGAUACCAACGACACUGGCAAACCGAAGAAAAAGCGGAAAAAACUGUGAUAACUAUCGAUUAUGAAAUAAAACAAUACAAUACU